AGCGGCGCGCGCCGGCCGCGGCGCCAAUUGGCGAGCGGCGGGAGCGCGGGGUUUGAUGGGAAGCAGUUGGCUGGGCCUGUGUCUCUGUCAGUGGCGGCUGCUGCUUGUUCUGGAGGCAGGCUGCGCGGUGGCGGCCGAGACUGGCGGGGGUGGACGCCCGGGCCGGGCUGCGCCCGCUUCUUGCAGCUGUGAAUUCCUUUGGACAAUUGAUGAUAUUUAUCAUUGUGCCCAGUUUCUACAAAUAAAAGAUGGGUGGAUUAUUUUCUCGAUGGAGGACAAAACCUUCAACUGUAGAAGUUCUAGAAAGUAUAGAUAAGGAAAUUCAAGCAUUGGAAGAAUUUAGGGAAAAAAAUCAGAGAUUACAAAAAUUAUGGGUUGGAAGAUUAAUUCUGUAUUCCUCAGUUCUCUAUCUGUUUACAUGCUUAAUUGUAUAUUUGUGGUAUCUUCCUGAUGAAUUUACAGCAAGACUUGCCAUGACACUCCCAUUUUUUGCUUUUCCAUUGAUCAUCUGGAGCAUAAGAACAGUACUUAUUUUCUUCUUUUCCAAGAGAACAGAAAGAAAUAAUGAAGCAUUGGAUGAUUUAAAAUCCCAGAGGAAAAAAAUACUUGAAGAAGUCAUGGAAAAAGAAACUUACAAGACGGCUAAAUUAAUACUUGAAAGGUUUGAUCCAGACUCAAAGAAAGCAAAGGAGUGUGAGCCGCCAUCUGCUGGAGCAGCUGUAACUGCAAGACCUGGACAAGAGAUUCGUCAGCGAACUGCAGCUCAAAGAAACCUUUCUCCAACACCAGCAAGCCCUAACCAGGGCCCUCCUCCACAAGUUCCAGUAUCUCCUGGACCACCAAAGGACAGUUCUGCCCCUGGUGGACCCCCAGAAAGGACUGUUACUCCAGCCCUCCCAUCAAAUGUGUUACCAAGACAUCUUGGAUCCCCUGCUACUUCAGUGCCUGGAAUGGGUCUUCAUCCUCCAGGUCCACCUUUAGCAAGACCUAUUCUCCCCCGAGAACGAGGUGCUUUGGAUAGAAUUGUUGAAUAUCUGGUUGGUGAUGGUCCACAAAACAGGUAUGCACUUAUAUGCCAGCAAUGUUUUUCUCAUAAUGGCAUGGCUUUGAAGGAAGAAUUUGAAUACAUUGCUUUUCGAUGUGCCUACUGUUUUUUCUUGAACCCUGCGAGAAAAACCAGACCUCAGGCUCCAAGACUUCCUGAGUUUAGUUUUGAGAAGAGGCAGAUGGUGGAAGGUUCAAGUUCAAUUGGUCCCUUGCCAUCAGGAAGUGUGCUUUCAUCAGACAACCAGUUUACUGAAGAAUCUUUAGAACAAGAUGUUCUUGAUAAUAGUACAGAGCAGACAGAUGACAAAAUGCCAGCUACAGAACAGACACACGAAGGGAUUGAAAAAGCAUCUGACUCAGAGGAACCAGAGGAGAAACAAGAGACUGAGAAUGAGGAAGCCUCAGUGAUUGAAGCCAACUCCACAGUUCCCGGAGCUGAUUCUAUUCCUGAUCCUGAACUAAGUGGAGAAUCUUUGACGGCAGAGUAGUAAAUGCUUCCACGUGCCUUCAACUGCAUAUUUAUAGUCUUGUUGAUGUCAGUUAUUGCUUUUUCGGUGGCACUUUCUUUUUUUGCCCCUCUAAGGGUAUGCUUGUGUAUCAUUUGAAUUCAGAUUGCCUAGCUAUUUGAACAUCUCAAAGUUAUAUAUACUGGGUAUUAAAAUUAAAAGCAAGUGAUAUCAGUGAAGUAAGAUCCUUUUGAAUGUACAAAGACCCGUGCUAUUGAGACAGGUUUUAGAUUUUUUUUAUCCAUUCUAAAAGUAAACAAACAUGAUUGUCUUCUUGUUUUCUGUAUGUAUAACCUGUAAAUAUCCAUUUUGACAUAGGAAGAACUUUGGUUAAGAGUAAGUUCUCUAAUUGUGUUUGUUUUAAGGAAUGAAACUUGGUUAAGAUUUUGACUACUUCAUUAUUAAAAAUUGAUAGAAUUUUAGCUCCUGAGAUAUUUACAACUGGGGGAAAUGUGUAUUUAGGCGUUUACAUUAAGUGGUAUGAAACUUGUUAUUGUUACUACAUAGGCACUGGUACGAAUUCUCAAUAAGAAUGCAAUGGAACAGUUAGGUAGAACCAUAACUACAUAGGCACUGGUACGAAUUCUCAGUGAGAAUGCAAUGAAACAGUGAAGUGCAGUGUUUCUUUUUGAUGUCUUUUAUUUUACAACUGGGCCAAAGGCACAUGAUGUAUAUAAUUAGUUUAUAUUUACACAUUAGCAUAUAGGAAAUAUUUCUGCACUUGACUGUACUUGAAUUCCGAACAUUAUUUAUACAUGUAAAAUGAUGAUAUAUAAGUGAAUUUUGUGCUCUUGUUUGUAUUUUAUUAAGGAAAAUAAAAAUAAUCUGGCAUCAGUUUCAUUUUGCUAAAUAUCUAGUCUUCUUCAAACAGUAUCUUGGUGGGUGACUUGGCUGCCUGAAAAAUCUUAGGAGGAAUAGCUAACAAUACAAUAAAUCUGUAGAUUCUUCUUAGAGCAAAUUAUGAUACUUUUAUUCAGACUUGUUUCCUUUCUAGUUAAGAGAAAUAGUGACAUUUAGAGGUUUUAAUCAGAAGUUAGGUUUUUCUGAUUCAGGAACGUCUUAGGCCAGGCAUUUGUAAUUUUUAACUUUGAGAAACAAGUUUUGUGAGAAUAGGAUGUGGGUUGCUGGUAGUUAAUUGGAUUUAAUAUUUGUAUUAAGGAUUAACUGGAAAAAAUGUAUCUCAGUGCUAAUUCUUGGACCUUUGAUACAGUGUGCUUAUCUGUUAUGGCCUCCUUUUAUCUCUCUUCUUUAGUAUUAAAAAAAAAAAUGGAAAUCAAGUUACUAUGCUGAAGGGAAAAAUAUACCUGUAUAAGAAUGGUGUGUCUGGCUAAUGUUUCUAAGUUGCACACAGUUUAUUAAAAACUGAACAAAACAUUUUUAUCAUUUGAAAAUCUAUUUUUAUGAUUUAAUAUCUCAUAUGUGACAAUUUUUUUUUUUUUAACUCAAUCUGUUAACAGUCUGGGACAUCUUGGUAUAGUAACCAGAGUUUUUGAGCCUACUGUAUUGGGCUUAAAUUUCAGGUCUGUAGUCUUGGGCAAGUCACCUAAACUCACUGAGAUUAUUUUUUCACCUGUAAAAUGGGAAGAAUUAUGUUUAUUUUUGAAAGGUAUUAGGAUAAUUAAAAAUAAUGUAAUGUGCCUAGCACACUACCUGAUAAUAGUGGCGUUGGUUCUUACUAACGUCUUUAAAAUAUGCAAGGACCGUAAGUUUUUCCUCUUGCAGAUAAGGAAAUUUAAAAAUAAUGUGAACAUGUAAUUCAGCUGCUCAGAUUCAAGCCAAUGUUUUUUGCUUCAGCUUUUCUUUAUUGUAUGUAUGUGUAUAAAUGCAUAGAUUAAGGAAAUAGGAAACUGAAACUAUAGAAUAUAAUCUUUUUAAAAAUAAUUGCAUCAGGUUUUUUGUAUGUUACUUACCCAUAUGUAGUUUAGUAACAUCUUGCUUAGUCAUGUUGUUACAAAACGUUCAAAUUCUGAUAUACAUUGCUUGAAAAUGAGUGAGUACCUCAGAGAAAUUUGAUAGACUCAAACGGAUAGUAUGACAAAUACCUUUGAAAGAAAUAUGGAGGAAGGUUAAAAGAGGAUUAGUAAAAUUAAUGCAAUAGGUAACAUGUUUGUAACCAUAUAGUAUCCUUUUAGACACAAAAGCUUACUUUCAUUAUUAUAAUAAUAAACAGUUAAUGGUUGAAACAGUAGUAAAAUGUCCUAUUUUGAUUAUUAAGACUAGUAUAAAUGAGGAAAGCCAAACUAUUAAGUACCAUUAGCUAGAGUGAUCUUAGCUUCCUUGCUUACAAUUGCUCAAUGGGUCAUCAUCUAAACUCUUCUAUGUCCUGAGCAUGAUCUACAAACAUGGUCUAGCUUCUGUCUCUCCAUCUUCCCUCCAUCAUUGUGCUGUGGCCAUAUGGAACUCCUUUCAGUUCUCUGACCAUGCCCUUUCCUGCCUCAGAUUUCAGCUUAAAUUUUCCCUCCUCAGAAAGAUGCCUUCCCAAACUCCCCAUCUAAAGCUGGCCUCUGCCUUUUACUCUCUAUCAUGUCACUCUCUACUCACCAUCCCUAUCACAAUGUGUAUUUGAUUUGUUUGCUAGUUUACUGUUUUCACAACAUAGUGUCUGUUUGUGCAAGGGUCUUAUUUUUCUUAUUCACCUCUGAAUCUCAAGGGUCUAGCACAAUGCUUGAUGCAUAUUGUGUGAAUAAAUACUUUGUUGCCAAAUCCAGUGAAAACUCAGUUCUUGUUUCACUGCUUGGCAGUAUUGACAUUGUUGAAUACUCUUUCUUUGAGACGCUUUUUUUCUUUUGGCUUUUCACAUAUCACACUACUAUUCUUUUAUUUCUCUGGCCUCUUGCUCUUAACCUCCUUUAAGUGUUGGUGUUCCUUAAGUUCGACCUAGUAUCAUCAUUUCUUCAUUCUGCAUAUUCUUUCUCUAGGCAUUCUUCUCAACACCAAUGGACUUACCAUCUGUCUCUCUGAAUCUCAGAUCUCCAGCUUUGAUCUGUUUCCUUUACUUUAGAGCUAUAUAUUUGCCUGCCUACUGGCCUGUCUCUCACAGUCCAUAUAUUCAAGAAUGAAUACUAUACUUUGCUUCAAACCUUCAGAACAUUCAAACCGUUUAUGUUUCUCAUCUAAUCAAAUAGUUACUCUCUAAGCCAGAAGUUGUAAACUCAUCUCUUUUCCCUUUAUUCAAACUGUCAAUUUUUGUCUCCUAAACAUCUUCUAGUUAUAUUCUCAUUUCUCUAUUCACAUCGCAUUAAUAAUGAUGAUAAACAUUUGCAUUCUUAUUCUGUGCCAGGCAACAUGCUAACUGCUGUAUAUAUAUUAUUUUAUUUGUACUUUGGCAAGAAUCCUGUGAAGAUUUUUAUCUUUGGACAUAUAGAAGAGAAAGCUGAGUUGUAGAGAGAAUAUGUAUUUAAGUCCGUUUGAGCUACUAUAACAUAAUACCACAGACUGGGUAACAUGAUGGAGAAAAAUUUAUUUGACUCACAGUUCUAGAAGCUGGGAAAUCCAAAGGCAUGAUGCUAUCAUCUGGUGAGGGCCUUUGUGCUUUGUCAUCCCAUGCCAGAAGGCAGAAGGGUAAGAGAGGGCAAGAAUGAGCAAGAGAUAGAAGUUGCAACCUCAAGCUCUUUUAUAAUGAGCAUUAAUCCAUUCAUGAGGACUUCACCCUCAUGACCUAAACAUCUCCAUUAGGCUCCAGCUUCCAAUGCAACAGUUUAGCAUAGGUUUUCAACACAUGUUUUUGUAGCAUUCAAACCAUAGCAGGAAGCAACUUGUUUAAAGUUGUAUACCUGGUAAGUGGAAAACAGGGAUUUAAAUGUAAGUAAAUGACUUCAGAGGAUUUACUCUUAAUUUCUGUUGUACUGCCUUCUAAUUUUGGCCUCCAUCAUUUCAGAUCACCAAAGCUGUCUCUUAACUGGUUUCUUUGUCUCCCACCUUGUGCACUUGCUAUAUGUUCUGUGUGCUGCAGCCUGAGUUUUUGAAAAAUGGAAAAUGAGGGGCCGGGCGCAGUGGCUCAAGCCUGUAAUCCCAGCACUUUGGGAGGCCAAGGUGGGCAGAUCACCUGAGGUCAGGAGUUUGAGACCAGCCUGACCAACGUGGAGAAACACCGUCUCUACUAAAAAUACAAAAUUAGCCAGACAUGGUGGUGCAUGCCUGUAAUCCUAGCUACUCAGGAGUCUGAGGUAGGAGAAUUCCUUGAACCCAGGAGGCGGAGGUUGCAGUGAGCAGAGAUUGUGCCAUUGCACUCCAGGCUGGGCAACAGGAGUGAAACUCCAUCUCAAAAAAAAAAAAAACAAAAACAAAAACGGAAAAUGAAUCAUGCCACACCAUUGCUUAGACCUUUUAAUGACUCUUUAGUGUUCUUGGAAUGAGGUCCAAAUUUACUAAUAAGGCCUGCAAAGCCGUGUGUAAUUUUGCUCCUAGUUAUGCCUGGCAUCUGCACCACAACUAUGGCCACUGCCACCUCCCCCACCACACAUUUUAAAAGUAACAAUACUAGCGUUUUCUGUGCUUUGCAUAUACAAAGUCUUCUCAUCUCCCAGCCUUCUUGAGCUUUUCCUCAGCCUGAGAUACGCUCCCACUCACAUAGACAUUGGGGGCACUAAAUAAAAAUAGCUGUUUAAUUGAAUUGGAAUCGUUCCACUUGGAACCCAAGUUUGGAAAUUUUGCUACUCGUUAAGCUAGGCCUUUUAUUUUUUAGAGUUGCUAUUUCUCAUACAAACUCAUUUUAUGCAUUAGACACACACAGUCACUAUUGUUAUGGAGAACAUAAUUGUAUCAGGAGAGCUAUAGCUUUGGAUGUGGAUGUGUGUGCGUCAAGGGAGCGAUAUUCUGAUUAUAUGAUGAUUUUCAUUAAAUAUAGUAUGCUGAGUUUCUAAAAAUCCUAAAUGACUUAGAAAUGGUGCUAUAUGUGGUUUGUUUGACCCCUGCAAAUCUCAUGUUGAAAUUUGAUCCCCAUUGCUGGAGGUGUUUGAGUCAUGGAGCGGAUCUCUCAUGAAUGUCUUGGUGUUGUCCUUGCAGUAAUGAGUUCUUGCUCUAUUUGUCCCCCUCUGGAAGCUGAUGGUUUAAAAGAGCCUGGUAUCCUCCCUCUCUUUCUUCUUUGCUUCCUCUCUCUUGCUGUGUGAUCUCUGCACACACCAUCUCCCCUUUGCUUUCUGCCAUGAGUGGUCUGAGGCCCUUACCAGUAGCCAAGCAGAGGCUGGCACCAUGCUUCUAGUACAGCCUGCACAACUGUGAGCCAAAUAAACUUCUUUCCCCCCGCUCCCCCACCCCCAAUAAAUUACCAGCCUCAGAUAUUCCUUAGCAACACAAAUGGGCUACGACUCAGGGGCAUAGGGAUAGCAGGCACCUGAGCCAAGCCAGAAUGCAAGAUGAUUCGUAUUGAACCACGAAUUUUACACUGCCUCUCAAUGUUGGUGUCAGCGUUUAAGGUUAUUUAAAAAAUAUAACCUUAAGGUUAUAUAAAGUUUUAUUUAAAAAAUAAAACCUUAUAAGUCUACUUUUAUUUCCAGUGGAUAGCAACUACUUAAUUGUCUUAAAACUUUUUUCUUACAAUAUUACUUUACAAUAUUACCUGUUGGAUUUAUUAUCUGUGUACAAAUCAGUUAGUUGAAGGGCCAAAGAAUAAAGAUAGUUUAUGAAUUAUGAAUAGCUGUUUUGAAAUGGUCAUGGAGAUUAGCUACUCUAGAAAAUUGGGAGAAGAUACUGUAUUAAGUUACUAUCUGGUAUAACUUCAAUUAAUUGUGAAAAUUAUAGCAGAGAUCUAGAUAUAGUUUAUGAACUCCUAAAGAGACAUUAAAAGGAAUUCAAGUACUUAUGUAAAGAUGAACUAAGGUAGAGAUGGUUGUGAAUUGGUGAUCUGCUGUAUGUUACAGUUAUGUAAUUUGACUUGUUUCAAAAUAUUAAAGUUUUAAGUGUAUGCAUUCUACUGGUCAAUAAGUAAAUAUAUUCAGGCUCUGAAUGUAGACAGAUGAAUAUAUAAAUAAAAAAAAGUACAUUUGUUAGAAUACAAAUAAGAAUAAAAAUUAAAAUGAGUACAGAAUGAAAACCUUAUUAAAUUGUAUCAUUCCAUA
Messenger RNA from Cercocebus atys (sooty mangabey), 7609 nucleotides. RefSeq names its product KIAA1715 ortholog (gene LNPK). Gene Ontology annotation, biological process: endoplasmic reticulum tubular network organization. NCBI's taxonomy places the organism in Eukaryota, Metazoa, Chordata, Mammalia, Primates, Cercopithecidae. The transcript is spliced from 13 exons. Gene Ontology annotation, cellular component: endoplasmic reticulum tubular network. Bases 249 to 1535 code for a protein of 428 amino acids. The record is from RefSeq and is a predicted model, not a curated record.